Aplosporella prunicola CBS 121167 is the source of this 252-nucleotide messenger RNA. RefSeq lists its product as uncharacterized. Lineage: Eukaryota; Fungi; Ascomycota; Dothideomycetes; Botryosphaeriales; Aplosporellaceae. The transcript has 2 exons. Gene Ontology annotation, molecular function: protein binding. Gene Ontology annotation, cellular component: cytoplasm; nucleus. The record is from RefSeq and is a predicted model, not a curated record. The annotation marks the transcript as partial.
GCUGCAGGAGAAGGCGCAAACGAAGUCGUCGUCUUGCUUUUAGACCUUAAAACCGAACUUCCGAGUGACGAUGACGGCAUUACCCCCAACCUCUUCGCGCUGAUAAACGGCCACACUGACACGGCCAAAAUUCUCCUGCAAUACGGAGCUAAUGUCAACUCUAAGAACGAUAGAUUAGAAACUCCUCUCCAUCACGCUGCUGGAUAUGGGUUCAUUUUAGUGGUUAAGGUCCUCUUGGAGACACGGCGCUAA